Molecule: messenger RNA, 2609 nt
Organism: Anopheles cruzii
Lineage: Eukaryota; Metazoa; Arthropoda; Insecta; Diptera; Culicidae
Product: TRAF3-interacting protein 1-like
Exons: 3
Coding region: 54-2513 (819 amino acids)
Source: RefSeq, a predicted model, not a curated record
CGUGUGAAAUAGGCGAACUGGAGCAACCCAACAGUGAUUCGGCCUCAGAAGCGAUGGAUGAUUUCGAUAUCUACGGAGACUUGGACAAGUGCGACGCGGAAGCCGAGAAGCAAAGCCGGGAGGUGCAAAGCCUUUUGGGCCGAAUAGCCGAAUUAGAGCAACAAGUUCAAAAGAAAGAGCAGCAAAAAUGUGAAGUAUUGAACAAGAACAGUGUUUUAUUGGAAAAUAUAUCUUCACUGCUGCUAACGGCCAAAGCGGAAUUGAAACGUAAAGAUACUAUCAUCGCUGACCUUCGAAAACAAUGCGAUAAUGCUAUCUUUAGGCGGGGAAGCCACAGCACUAGGGAACAUAGCUCCAAUCGAGCUAGUAACACCCACAACCGCGGAACACAGACGGUUUCCGUACACUCACAAAACGCUGGCGUUCAAGUUGAACUAGCUAUGGAAGAUGAUUACCAGGAGCGGAAGAGAAAAUGUGUCCGUGGUCAUGAAGAAGUAGAGAACAGGCGUGAUCGCGAACGUAACCGUGAACAAGAUCGACGCUGUGAAAAAUAUCGCGAACGCGACCGUGAGAAGGAUCGAGGGAGAGACCGAGACAGGAUUCGCGAUACAGAACGAGAACGGGACCGUGAAAAUGCUCGUGACAGACACAGUGACAAAUAUCGCGUACGGGACAGUGAAAAAGAGCGGGAUCGCGAAAAUACGGUAGUAAUUCCAAUCAAGGACCCGCCGGAAAUAGGUGUGAUUGAUGAGGAAAAUAAAAGUCGACCGCAGUUCAAAACUGACGAUGAAAAUGUGAGUACGGUGAAUCCUAAAGAAUCCUCGGAACCUCGUUCAAAUGGAGAGAAUAUUGGAGAUGUUAUGAAGGGUUGUGCAGUAGACGACGGAACUGUGAAACCAGCCAGCGGUACCGUUUGCAAUGAGUUACACACAGAAUCAGAAUCGGUGGCACCAUCGAUCGGAAACUCAGCAGUUGAAGAUCAAUCAUCCGUGAUGCAGAUUCCCGAACCUACAAUAGAAAGCAGCAAUAUUGCUCCCGUUGAGUCAGAAAGUUUGGUUGGACCAUCGAGUAACAGCAACCCAACGUUAACACCAUUGCAAUCCUACUUUAUGAGCUUUAGCAAAGAAUAUGAAUCGUACGACACCGAUGAAGUACCAAACUCAACGAGCUUGGUGCCUUCGGCGAGUGUUAUUGAAGAAAACAAAAAAGAGGAAUUGUUCAAAGCUACCCGCACUGAUCUAAGUCUUACAGACUCAGUUCCUUAUUACAUCGCGAAAAACUCAAAUGCCGUUUUUACGAACCUUAAAAGCGGUUUAUCACAGAAGGAACCUCAGAAUCAAAGCACGGUUACCAACUCAAGCCGUUCGAAGGAUGAAUCACGGUCAACAAAAUCGAUCGAUACUCUAGAGGCAAUAAAAUCUCUGUCACCAAGCAGCAAUAGUAGCACGGACGCUCCCAAAAACAAUAGAAAACGUAGAAUCUCGUUGGAUGCUAGUUCGGCUUUGGGCAAACGACCCAAGACCGACAAUAACUCAGCAGAUUCGCAACUGAGCACGACGACGCUUUCUUCGACAUACUUUUCAUCCAUUUCCUUGCCGAUCGUUUCAGCGCUCGAUUACGAUCAAGCUUCCGCUACCAAGCGUCGAUCCUCGACGAACCUGAAUUCCCCCAUAAGACCGACACCGAUGGUGGUGUUGCAUUCGCCCGCGAAGUCUUUAGGAACACCGCUCAAACAUACACCGAUGUCGGAAUCAGAUUUCGAUGCCAACUCGUCGAUUCAGCUCAUUAUGGAUUCUUUGUUGCAAACCCCAAUCAAAUCAGAAGCUAUCGACGGUGAGGCUGACCAGGGUUCGUCAAUAAUGGACACUUCUUUUCCGCAAACAGUAGACAAACUGUGCUUUGACGAAUCGCUAAACCUCAGUGGCUUUGAAAAUGAAUCUGCAAACGCUGUGAAAUUGGAACCGUGCGAAGAAAACACAUCUCCGAGUCCGUCGGAUGCGGGUCAUCAGAACGAGAAAGGUGAUUCUCUCAAGUGUGACAAACAGCAAAAAAGGGAAUUGAAAAUCGUACGUAAAAAGAAAGUCUUAAAUACUGGCGACGCGCAUUGUAGGACUUUGGCACCGAGUUCCCCCAGCGGCGAGAAAAAUGAGCUUAGUGAUCAUAAUUACAUGAACGACGCUAAGACGACUGAUGGAAAAUCAAACGGCGUUGCGGCUGAUCAGCCCAACCGCAAGCGUGUGCCGCCUGCAGAAGGUAAGACGGCCGAUGUCUGCGAUCAGCCAGCGCAAGAUCAGUCUCCGGCACACGUUGGUAGGACAAGUUCUUGCAAAGAAAAUGAAACUGUCGACCAACCGGAUGAACAACAGAAUCAAUGGGUGAAGAAAGAGUCGAUCCUGCGAACGCACGGCCAGUACCAUACGCCGGAAGGACCUGUAAACUUCGUACGCGAAAUGCGCGUUGUUAAGGAAAGUCCCACCUACAUGCGAGUGUACAUAACGAGACGCAAAGUUUAGCAAUUCCCUCGGCGGGAUCGUGCUUUUUAUUAAUGAUUUAACUAAGAAUGCAAAUAAAUACGAGUAUCAGCACAUUGUCUUUAAUUCAACCUUUUC